This is a messenger RNA of Iphiclides podalirius (scarce swallowtail), 408 nucleotides long. The record is from the annotation of a GenBank genome assembly. NCBI's taxonomy places the organism in Eukaryota, Metazoa, Arthropoda, Insecta, Lepidoptera, Papilionidae.
AUGCGAUUCCCGGGAACGGAGGGUAUCCGCGUGUGGAGACCAAACGACAAUCAGGACACCGGCCUCCCCUUCCCCGGCACAAAGGAGUCAAUCCACAGUCGCGUGCGGGACUGUGAGGACGCCGGCGUAACCGGCGCGGUUGAUGAAUUAUUAAGGCGGCCCGAUGUACCGACGCCACGUUCGCAGAGCGCAAGGACUGGAACGAUCGGUUCCGUACAUCGCCGAACAAUGGCCAGUUGUCGCCGCAACCAAUUAUCCGGCAACAAUCACCAAUUAAAUCAGCGCGGCAACAAUCACCGACCGUAUUGGACCCCCCUCGUUAUUAGAUUCGUCGACGGCCUCGACCGGCCCACCAUUGUCUCUAUCAAAUUUGACGAUUUCGAUUCGACCUGCCGACGUCCGCCGCUU